Messenger RNA from Homo sapiens (human), 567 nucleotides. It is a transcript of the gene VPREB3, whose product is annotated as V-set pre-B cell surrogate light chain 3. NCBI's taxonomy places the organism in Eukaryota, Metazoa, Chordata, Mammalia, Primates, Hominidae. The coding region runs from base 63 to 434 and encodes 123 amino acids. Gene Ontology annotation, cellular component: extracellular region. The transcript has 2 exons. The record is from RefSeq and is marked reviewed.
CAAAGCACCUGGAGCAUAUAGCCUUGCAGAACUUCUACUUGCCUGCCUCCCUGCCUCUGGCCAUGGCCUGCCGGUGCCUCAGCUUCCUUCUGAUGGGGACCUUCCUGUCAGUUUCCCAGACAGUCCUGGCCCAGCUGGAUGCACUGCUGGUCUUCCCAGGCCAAGUGGCUCAACUCUCCUGCACGCUCAGCCCCCAGCACGUCACCAUCAGGGACUACGGUGUGUCCUGGUACCAGCAGCGGGCAGGCAGUGCCCCUCGAUAUCUCCUCUACUACCGCUCGGAGGAGGAUCACCACCGGCCUGCUGACAUCCCCGAUCGAUUCUCGGCAGCCAAGGAUGAGGCCCACAAUGCCUGUGUCCUCACCAUUAGUCCCGUGCAGCCUGAAGACGACGCGGAUUACUACUGCUCUGUUGGCUACGGCUUUAGUCCCUAGGGGUGGGGUGUGAGAUGGGUGCCUCCCCUCUGCCUCCCAUUUCUGCCCCUGACCUUGGGUCCCUUUUAAACUUUCUCUGAGCCUUGCUUCCCCUCUGUAAAAUGGGUUAAUAAUAUUCAACAUGUCAACAACA